Molecule: messenger RNA, 1146 nt
Organism: Blastomyces gilchristii SLH14081
Lineage: Eukaryota; Fungi; Ascomycota; Eurotiomycetes; Onygenales; Ajellomycetaceae
Exons: 1
Coding region: 343-531 (62 amino acids)
Source: RefSeq, a predicted model, not a curated record
GCGAAAGCUAAUUUUUUCCCUAGUUGCACAGCAGCCAAUUUGCUUGCCCGCGGCCCGCUUCCUCAAAGUAAUUCUCCAUUCAGGAUCAAACUUUGGUUACCCCUCUCUGUUUGCUAUUCCUGGGCUCUUCGUCCAAUUCCUGACGAAGUUGAAAUGCCCUCCUAACCCUGGCACUCGGGUAGCGAAAGCGAAACUACCACCCUUUGUAAACCAUGCGAUCUGUUUGCCGUUUCCUUUGCGCUCUCAAGAGUGGAAACUGUGCAUUGCCCGUGAAUACCCGAGCCGCAAGAGGCGUCGAUGGGCAAUUUAGUGUGAAAUUUCUCACCUCCCCAAUGAAGGCUAAUGAUGGAUCACCUUCAUGGAACAUAUGGGUAUGAGCCUGGAACACGGUUGUUCCUCAUGGGUAUGUACUGUACAAUAAAAUUGGCGAGCUCCAUAUAUCUGGCACCAAGUAUGAUAUGGUCAACGCUUGAUGCAAAACGGGACAGACCACAGGCGCCUCAACAAUGUCGACCUGGCUGCGGGCACUGAGGCUCCAAUACGACCACCCUCUAUUUGUUAUCUUGGAUAAACAUACCAGUAUAUCCGGUGCAAGCUCAGAAGGACCACUAAUACUACCAAGGGAAAAUGGAAGAUUAUAGUGACAUUUUGCCACACAGACAGCGUCGGGGUGCCUCUCAGAUCAGGAACCAAAUUUUUUCCCUGUGCGGUUAUUCUGCAAUGCUAACUUCCAUUGGGCUGAGCCUCCAGAAUUUUCAACGUUAUCAACGGUAAUCGUAUAUCAUCUUAGAUCUUGAUACCCAUUGCGUUUGAGAAGGUCUUCAAUGAAAUGUCUAAUCACAGACUGAUGUUGAAAUGGCACGUUCAGUCCAUGGAUUCGGGUUGAACUAACUGAUUUGAUAUCCAAAACACUUUCUUGGGAAGUUCCACAAUUUGAGCAUCGAUGUCGCCUCCGGAGUGUGAUAGGCGGAUGUAUCUGCAACUUGUUUGUGAGAAGACUAAGGUGAAUAUAUUUCGGUGCCAUUAUUGGCCUAUCUACACUUCUAACUAUUAGGUCCCGGAAGUCGGAUAAAUAUUUGUUUGAGCGCUUCUUCAUCCUCGAUCCUAAUGAAUGGGAUAAUGAUUUUCAAUCAGAUGAUCAACCAG